Molecule: messenger RNA, 1926 nt
Organism: Mytilus trossulus (common blue mussel)
Lineage: Eukaryota; Metazoa; Mollusca; Bivalvia; Mytilida; Mytilidae
Product: carbohydrate sulfotransferase 14-like
Exons: 3
Coding region: 460-1755 (431 amino acids)
Biological process (GO): carbohydrate biosynthetic process
Cellular component (GO): membrane
Molecular function (GO): sulfotransferase activity
Source: RefSeq, a predicted model, not a curated record
AAAUGCAAAUAACCUUAUGCGCUACAUAUUCCUUACAAGCGCUAUACAUUGUUUUUUUUCGUUAGUUAUUUAAUAUGUUCUCGUUAGAUGUUCUUUAGCGGAAUAUAUAGCCGUGGGGGUAAAGUCAAGUCCAUAUUCAUCUUUAACAUUGACUGUCAGAAAAACAACCACUAGAUAAUAAAUUACAUCGUGUCGUCCAUCUGACAAAACUAGUAGUCACACUGUGUUUUCUUACUACAAUAAAGACACAAAAGGUUACAAAUUCAUACGGAAAAUAAUCAAUUCCAUAAUAAAAAAGAAGGUUAUAGUGGGUGAAUUGUGAGUUACAGUAAUUACUAUGUUACAAUGCUGUAAACGUGCGGAAUCAACUCUCUAUUGCGUGUAUGUGGACCGUUUUUUGUUUGGAAGACGGUGAAAGGAAGAUGUGUUAUAACUAAAUGAGUGUGGAUAUACUGUAACAUGGUACGAAUAAGUGGAGUGACACGGCGUUUGUCUAAGAACAUUCGAUGGAUUGUCAUUUUUGUAUUAACCUGUGUACCUUUUAUAAUUCUUAUAACCUCUGGUAGCCUAACUAUCUAUGAUUCUUCAAACAAAACAGUACUUCAACCUGGAUUUCAUUCUGAUGAAUCUUCAUUUAAUAUAAAAUCCAGAUUCACUGAACGUAAUCACAUUGUCAGGGAAGGAUGUCGAACGCUCAAACAAUACUAUAUUGCUCAGAACUCAGAAGCGGCAGUCAAAGAGCAUUUAGUUGUUGAUAGGAAGAAAAAUAUUGUUUAUUGUGCCAUAGAAAAAAUCGGCUGUACUUUUUGGAAACGUAUAUUUCAGAUUUUGAGUGGUUGGCGUAAUGUGAGUGACCCUUUUAGUAUCAAAGGUAUACAUGCAUAUGAAGGUUAUCAGACAGCCAAGCGUUUACCAUUUGACAAAAUCCAUCAGAUCCUAAGACAAUCUAAAAAGUUUAUGUUUGUCCGCGAGCCGUUUGAAAGACUAGUCUCAGGGUAUGCAGAUAAACUGUAUUCUCCAAAUGCAGCUUAUUGGAAUUUUAUCGGUAGGUAUAUCGUAGCUAAUUUUCGAGAGAAACCGUCAAAUCUGAGUUUAGAGUGUGGACAUGACAUAACGUUUGAAGAAUUUGUGAAAUAUUUCAUAUAUUCGCAAAAUACGAAUGAACAUAGAGAUGCACAUUUUGUGCCAAGUUUUGAACACUGCAGGCCAUGUGAAAUUGAAUAUGAUUAUAUUGGAAAGAUGGAGACUUUCAAAGAUGAUACGUUUCAAAUAAUUCAAGAACUCAACUUACAAAAUGUGGUAAAAUUUAAAGAUUUUCAAAACGAAACUGACGUUGAUGCUAUAAUUGACACAGUCGAUUAUGUUUAUUCUAUGAAGAGAGCUAUUGAAAAAUGCAUGCCUUUACCGAUGGCGUUAUUUCGCUCAUUCAGAAAACUUCAAAUACGAGGAAUUUUAAGUAAAAACAUCAAAUUCCCUUAUGACACUAGUAAACAAAUCGAGAUUCCUCCAUUGGAAUACAAACGAUUUUUGUUAAAAGCACACGAGAAAUCUGGUGAUGCUAAAGUUAGAAAAAAGAACAGAGAGGAGGCAUUUCUUGAAGCUUACAGUAAAAUAUCACCCACUUUAUUAAAUAGAUUGAAGAAGACAUUAUUGAUAGAUACUGUUUUAUUUGGUUAUGAAGAAUUGCCAAAGAAAAUAACAGAUUUAGAAAAUAAGACGCCAUACAAUGAAAACUUUAGAUUUUUUACCCUGUAGUUUAUAAAUAUUUUAACAGUUGUUGCUCAUUUUUAAUUAUUGAAUAAAUAAUGAAUGCUGAAAAUCAUAUCAGCAGGUAUAACGUACUUUGAGCUUGUUGUCAGUAAAUGUGUUCAAUCUUUAAUGAGAUUUAUCAUUGUUCAUUAUUAUUAUUGUACCUAUGGUUUUUUA